Messenger RNA from Podospora anserina S mat+, 1560 nucleotides. RefSeq lists its product as uncharacterized. The annotation marks the transcript as partial. Gene Ontology annotation, biological process: ubiquitin-dependent protein catabolic process; protein polyubiquitination; positive regulation of proteasomal ubiquitin-dependent protein catabolic process. Gene Ontology annotation, cellular component: ubiquitin ligase complex; cytoplasm. Lineage: Eukaryota; Fungi; Ascomycota; Sordariomycetes; Sordariales; Podosporaceae. Gene Ontology annotation, molecular function: ubiquitin conjugating enzyme binding; ubiquitin protein ligase activity; zinc ion binding. The record is from RefSeq and is a predicted model, not a curated record. The transcript has a single exon.
AUGGCAGAAACCGAGCGAGACACCGAGCUCCAGACUUUAGAGGCCAUAUUUCCAGAGAUACAAACGCCCAACAAGGACGACCCUUAUACCAUCGCCCUCGAACUUCCCGUCACCCCCUCGAAGCCUGUCAUUGUCUACUUUCCCACCGCUUCCAACGAUGGUCCACCUCCAGAUCCCACCGUUGGACGAGCCCCAAAUGGCGUCAACCCCCAUGCCGGCCCCGCCAUAGCUGGUGGCGGCCAACAGGGCGAACCGCAAGUUGACUCCCAUGAACUAGCCCACCUCCCAUCGAUACGGCUCGAACUUUCUUUCGGCCCCCGAUACCCCCAGGAAGAACCUCCCAAGGUUAGCAUUUCUACAAAUCCGCCAUGGCUUCCAUCCGAAACGAUCAAGAAGCUCCAGGAUGACGGUCCGAGGCUAUGGGAGGAUAUGGGCCGUGAUAUGGUCGGCUUCAGCUACAUCGACCACAUACAACAGGCGGCCGAGGAGAUAUUUGGACUGGUUGGUGACGGAGAUGCGUUGGAGGUUGACCCGAGUCACAGGAUUGCCAUUCUCGAUUACGACAUCAGAGCCAGGAGAGCUGCUUUUGAGAAGGGGACCUUUGAGUGUGGUGUAUGUCUGGAUCCCAAAAAGGGCGCCUUUUGCCACAAAAUGAUGGACUGUGGGCACGUCUUUUGCGUCGAAUGUCUCCAAGAUUUUUACAACAGCGCCAUCAAAGAGGGGAACUUGGCGGCAGUCAAAUGUCCAGCACCCAACUGCGCCAAAGAGCGUGAAAAGUCACGGUCUCCCUCGGGUCGAAAGCGGAAAAAGCCAAAGGUCUUCAUCAGCCCUAGCGAACUGCUCCAGAUCCCCAUCGACGAGAACACCGUCAGACGUUACGUGACGCUCAAAUACAAGACCGAGCUCGAGUCGGACAAGAACACGAUCUACUGUCCCCGUCAAUGGUGCAACGGUGCCGCCAGGUCGAAGAGGCAUAAACGACCUACCGGCCUCGAACUCGCCGACGCAUCAGAAGACGACGAAAGCUCGACCUCUGAAGACGAUGACGACGACGACGACGACAACGAAGAGAUGCCCGAAGGUGAAGUCGGAAAGUCGAAACCGUACAACAAGACGGAGGACCUGCUGUCGAUAUGCGACACGUGCAGCUUUGCCUUUUGCAGCAGGUGCAUGCAGUCGUGGCACGGGGAGUUUGUCGGCUGCCGGAGGCCAAAGGAGGAGCUGACGGCGGAGGAGCUGGCGACGAUUGAGUACAUGAAGGCGCACACCACCCCUUGUCCUACGUGUGCUGCCCCUGCGCAGAAGACGCACGGGUGCAACCACAUGAUUUGCUAUCGGUGCCAGACGCACUUUUGCUACUUGUGCUCUGCGUGGUUGGAUCCGGGGAAUCCGUACCAGCAUUUCAACACGGCGCCUGACGGGAGGGUGACGAGCUGUUUUAUGAGGUUGUGGGAGCUGGAGUUGGGGGAUGGGGCGGAUGUGGGUUAUGGGUUUGCGGGCGGGGGGGCGGGGAGGCCGGCGCCGCCGGUGGUGUUUGAUGAGAGGGUUGAGCAGUUUAUU